Molecule: messenger RNA, 684 nt
Organism: Rubroshorea leprosula
Lineage: Eukaryota; Viridiplantae; Streptophyta; Magnoliopsida; Malvales; Dipterocarpaceae
Source: the annotation of a GenBank genome assembly
CAGCCUUUAAGGCUUUUGGAAUUGAGAAGAAUGAAUAAAGCACUAAUCAAGGUAAUUUUUCUGGGUUUCAAAAGCAGUGGUUACAGGUAUUUAUACUAUGUCCUCUUGUGUAUUUCCUGGAAUGUGCGGAGAAGGUCAAGUGUCGCUGAGAUCUAUGUUUGCGGUUGACUAUUCUUCAUACACAAAGUCUCCAUCUCUAAAUUAUGCCUUCAGUUGAACCGGAAAACAUGUUGAUUUAGUCUGUCUAAAUCUCAAGAAUUCAAUUAUUGAUAGCCUGUGCAUUCUAAUUCAACUCUUUUUCAGAAACCCACUAGUUUCGAGAUCUUCUGAUGCCAAGGGAUAACUCUGUAUUAUGCCAGGAAGGCAGGAACUCGAUCUCUUGUAAUCUUCUUCGAAGCUACACUUAAUACAUUUCGCACGGUAUUUGCUUACUCUGGUCAAAUAGGAUUGCUGGCUGCAUAACCGUACUGGAAAAAGAGUCGUCCUGGGGUAGACAUCUAUAAAAAUUCAAUUUUUAAGAGAUUGACCACCAAAGCUGGAAGUAAUUGAAUGAUUCAACCCUGAAUUCUCAAGCACAUCCCCCUUAUGUGAAUGUUAAGCAUUAUCCGACGGCUCAGCACGCGGUUUAGAGAUUAGUAUAUUGUAUAUAUUCUCGUUUUGUUUUAAGAAAACUCAUUUUCUAGU